CCGGUGCCGCACAAUUGCAGAUUCACCAUGGCGGCGAGGCUGAAAGAGACGGCGGGCAUGUACGAGCAGCUGAAGGCAGAGUGGAACAAAAAAACCCCAAAUUUAAACAAAUGCGGAGACAUCCUGGCGAAACUCAAGAUCUCUCUCCUGGAACUGAACUUCCUUCCGACCACAGGGACGAAGCUGAGCAAGCAACAGCUGAUUCUCGCCCGUGAUGUUCUGGAGAUCGGCGCUCAGUGGAGCAUCCUGAAGAAGCUUAUCCCCUCCUUCGAGAGGUAUAUGGCUCAGCUCAUGUGCUACUACUUCGACUACAAGGAUGAGCUCCCAGACUCUGCCUAUAAGCACCAGCUGCUGGGUCUGAACCUGCUGUUCCUGCUGUCUCAGAACCGCGUGGCCGAGUUCCACACAGAGCUGGAGCGGCUCAGUGCCAAGGAGAUCCAGAGCAACGUGUACAUCAAGCACCCCGUCUCCCUGGAGCAGUACCUCAUGGAGGGCAGCUAUAACAAGGUGUUCCUGGCCAAGGGGAAUAUCCCAGCUGAGAGCUACACCUUCUUCAUAGACAUCCUGCUGGACACCAUCCGGGACGAGAUCGCCGGCUGCAUCGAGAAGGCCUAUGAAAAAAUCCUCUUCAGUGAAGCCACCAGAGUCCUGUUCUUCAGCUCCCCCAAGAAGAUGACUGACUACGCCAAGAAGCGCUCCUGGCUCCUGGGCCCCAAUAGUUACUACACGUUUGGCAGCCAGCAGCAGAAGCAGGAGGAGUCGAGCAUCCCCUCCACAGAGCUGGCUCAGCAGGUCAUCGAGUAUGCCAGGCAACUGGAAAUGAUCGUCUGAGAGACUCCCUCCCAUCCUCUCCCUCUCCUCUCUCGCUACUCUCCUCCCUCCCAUUCUCUCCCUCUCCUCCCUCCCAUUCUCUCCCUCUCCUCCCUCCC
Molecule: messenger RNA, 929 nt
Organism: Polyodon spathula (Mississippi paddlefish)
Lineage: Eukaryota; Metazoa; Chordata; Actinopteri; Acipenseriformes; Polyodontidae
Gene: psmd8
Product: proteasome 26S subunit, non-ATPase 8
Exons: 7
Coding region: 28-831 (267 amino acids)
Biological process (GO): proteasome-mediated ubiquitin-dependent protein catabolic process
Cellular component (GO): cytosol; proteasome regulatory particle; nucleus
Source: RefSeq, a predicted model, not a curated record